Messenger RNA from Spodoptera littoralis (African cotton leafworm), 417 nucleotides. The record is from the annotation of a GenBank genome assembly. NCBI's taxonomy places the organism in Eukaryota, Metazoa, Arthropoda, Insecta, Lepidoptera, Noctuidae.
AUGUCUGGACCUAUACAAGACGUUGUAGAGGAAGAUGCAGCAGAUUUACAGUUCCCUAAAGAGUUUGAAAAUGCCGAAACCUUGUUGAUAUCAGAAGUUGACAUGUUGUUGGAGCACAGGAAAGCUCAGAACGAGUCUGCAGAGGAGGAACAAGAAUUCUCUGAAGUUUUUAUGAAGACCCUCACAUAUACAAACAUGUUUAAAAAGUUUAAGAAUAAAGAAACUAUAGCUGCAGUCAGAAACCUGCUUCAAUCAAAGAAACUGCACAAGUUUGAAGUAGCAAGUUUAGCUAAUCUGUGCCCGGAGACACCAGAGGAGGCCAAGGCUCUAAUACCAUCACUAGAAGGAAGAUUUGAGGAUGAAGAACUUAGGAUAUUGCUGGAUGAUAUACAAACUAAGAGAAGUUUACAAUACUAG